Trichoderma virens Gv29-8 is the source of this 2177-nucleotide messenger RNA. RefSeq lists its product as uncharacterized. Gene Ontology annotation, biological process: transmembrane transport. The transcript is spliced from 5 exons. Bases 147 to 1856 code for a protein of 569 amino acids. Gene Ontology annotation, molecular function: transmembrane transporter activity. The record is from RefSeq and is a predicted model, not a curated record. Lineage: Eukaryota; Fungi; Ascomycota; Sordariomycetes; Hypocreales; Hypocreaceae.
CCUAGAUUGCUGCAGGUGUUGGGCCAAUGACCAAGCUGUGGCCGCUUGUUGCGCCGUUUCCCAUCACCACUUGCCUGUAGCAGCUGUAACUCUCUCUCCUCGGUCUCUCUCUUCUGCAAAGGUGAAGCGCGCGACUAGAAGUCAAGAUGGCGUUUGGUAUCCUCGAGCCAAGCUCGGGGGAAAAGGUUCCAGGCACAACACAUUUCUACGAUGACUCUUCUCAGCCCCAGACAGCGUCGGAGCAGGACACGGUCAGGUUGAAAUGCGACACCAGCGGCAAGACGCCCAUCAUCCUCGUCCCCCAGCCUUCGGACGACCCCAACGAUCCUCUCAACUGGCCCCUAUGGAAGCGCGACCUCGUCACCUUUACCCUCUGCUGGGCCGGCGUCCUCGCCACGUCGCUGGGCCCCAUCCUGGCCGCAAACACCGUCACUCUCUCCCAACUCUUCUCAAAGACCUUCACCAAGGUCGCCCUCCUGACGGGCUACUUUCUCCUCGGCGCCGGCGCCGCUGCCAUCUUCUUCGUCCCCUCUGGUCGCGUCUGGGGCAAGCGCCACCUCUUCCUCCUCGGCAUCCUCAUCAUCAUCGCCUCGAGUGCUUGGGCCGGGUCCACGGGGACAAACUACGGCAGCCUGCUCGGUGCUCGUGUUCUUCAGGGCGUCGGAACCGCUCCGUAUGAAAGCCUGCUCAAUGCAGCCGUUGGCGACAUGUACUUUGUCCACCAGCGAGGAGUGCGCAUGGCGUUUACCAACCUGGCCAUCUUUGGCGGCGCCUUCUUCACCCCAAUCGUGGUCGGAAAGAUCACAGAUGCUUUGGGCUGGAAGUGGACUUUCUAUUUCGUCUCCAUCUUCAUGGCUGCCACGCUUCCCGCAGUCUUCUUGCUCUGCCCGGAGACGGCGUAUCGCAGAGACACCAAGCUCAACACAGACACCAACGCCGAGGGCGAGGAGGAGAUCAAGCUCCAGCCGCGCAUUGCAACAAUCAGCAAUCCGCCCUCUGAUGAGGAAGAGCUACCGAAGCAAAGCACAGGCUUCGUCCUCUUCCCUACUUCGAGAGCGCUCCAGCCCAUCGGGAAUGCCAGGACUCCCAAGAAGUCAUUCGUCGAAUCUCUGUCCCUGUUCGAUGGUGCCAAGACAGAUGAACGUUACUGGGUGCUGCUGCUCCGGCCGUUCCCUCUCAUCUUUAACCCUGCCUUUAUCUGGGGUUGUCUGAUCCAGGGAACCAUGAUUGGGUGGACCAUCUUCAUUGGUGUUCUCGUUGCCGCCAUCUUCAUCGGACCGCCCUACUUCUGGGGAGAGGUCAAGGCCGGCUACGCCUACACAGGUGCCUUCGUCGGCGCCCUCUGCGGCUUUGCCAUCUCUGGCCUCCUCGCUGACUCCAGCGUCAAGUACCUCACCAGGAAAAACCACGGUGUCUAUGAGCCCGAGUUCCGCAUCCUGCUCGUCAUCCCCAUGCUCAUCGUCGGUGGCAUCGGCUUGUUUGGGUUCGCAUUGACAGCCGGCAGUGUCAUUUCUGGCGAGUUUAGCUACAUUGUACCACUCGUCUUCUUCGGCUUUGAGGUCGCUGGCAUGGUGAUUGGUGCCGUCGCAAGCUCCUUGUACAUCGUCGACGCGUAUAGAGAUCUCACCAUCGAAGGCUUCACUCUGAUGAUCAUUUUCAAGAACAUCUUUAGCUUCAUCCUGACCUUUUUUGCAUACGACUGGCUCAUCACUGGCGGCAUCAAACACACCCUGGUAGCCAUUUCCAUCGUUCAGGUCGUCGUAUGCGUCAUCAGCAUCCCCAUGUAUGUAUUUGGUAAGCGCUGUCGAGCGUUUUAUCAUCGCAAUGAUUUGCUGGCUUUGACUGGCUUGCGAUGAUGACAUUUGCGCCCAUGCGUGUCGUUGUAUUUCGUUGCUUUGUUUAAGCGCGUGUGAGCAAUGAGAACCAUUACUGUGGUGAGACUGAGCAGUAUUCGCACAUCCGGGGUUUUUCUUUUACGGGAUUAUUAUGGGAAUUAUGUCUGAAUGAUACCAAAAAGCAAUGGUGCUAUGCUGGUGUAUGGGAUUGUAUUGCUUUUUAUUAAUACUAAUUGAUCAAGCUGUUUAUUACGUACGGUUAAUGGAAGGAGAGGGGUGUGGAAGGACUUUUAAUACGAUGCCGAGGAUGGGAAAUAGUAAUCCAAUUACAUGUGAACACUC